This is a messenger RNA of Trichoplusia ni (cabbage looper), 2311 nucleotides long. RefSeq lists its product as uncharacterized. NCBI's taxonomy places the organism in Eukaryota, Metazoa, Arthropoda, Insecta, Lepidoptera, Noctuidae. Bases 31 to 2118 code for a protein of 695 amino acids. The transcript has 12 exons. Gene Ontology annotation, molecular function: cysteine-type endopeptidase activity. Gene Ontology annotation, cellular component: lysosome. The record is from RefSeq and is a predicted model, not a curated record.
GCAGACUUACAUUAAGUGACAGCAGCAGUAAUGUUUCCGGUGUUAUUUUUCCUGUUCUGCGCAUGCGCGGUUGGUCUGGAAGCGGCCCUCUUUACUCCGCGCUACAAUAUCGAGGAUGCUGAGCAACACUUCGAGAACUUCAUCCGGGAGCACAACCGAGAGUACGCCCACGAACACGAGAAGCACUCCCGGUUCCAAAUAUUCAAGGAGAAUUUAGAAAAAAUCUUGCAAUUGAACGAAAAACACAAAACGUCCGCUUUCGGUAUAACUCAAUUUAUGGAUCUGACAGUGGAAGAGUUCCGUAGCAUGUACAUGGGGUUGAAUGUUGCAGACUAUAAGUCUGACUGUCCGUACAAAACUGAUGCAGAUAUCCCUGACUCUGAUGCUCCGGAGAGUUUUGAUUGGCGAGACCACAAUGGGGUUACACCGGUUAAGAAUCAGCUUACAUGUGGAAGUUGUUACGCUUUUAGUUCGAUCGGAAACAUUGAGAGCCAGUACCUAAUUAAAAACAAACAAGCCCUGGAUUUAUCUGAACAGCAGGUUGUUGAUUGCGAUAGAAGAAAUGGUGGAUGUUCUGGUGGUAUGAUGUCAAGCGUCUUUAGGUCCAUCAUUGAAGCUGGGGGGAUUGCAUCUGAAGGUGAUUACCCUUACAUAGGUGGAGAAGGCAACUGCGCAUUCGAUGCAAGCAAGGUGGCAGUGAAAUUAGCCGGCUGUCACUCCUACAACCUGACAUCACAGGAGAAAGUGAAGCAACUUCUGCAUCAAUACGGACCUAUCUCCAUCGCAAUCAAAGCUGAUUCAUUAAUGUUAGUUGACGAGAACAACGUUAUACCGGAUUCAGUAUGUGACCAAGGAUCAGUCAAUCACGCUGUGCUCUUGGUGGGAUAUGGAACCGAGGGUGAGCCACACUGGAUUGUGAAGAAUUCUUGGGGUACCAAAAAGACGGACGAUGGUUACUUCAAAAUGCAACGUGGUGAAAACGCGCAGUCCUGUGGCAUGAUGAACGAUAUCAUGGCCGGAUCAGUUCUCUCAAGAAAAUAUUCGAAAUAUUCAGAACAAACUAUUAUAAAUACUGUGAGGUGUGAAAACAUUUCAUUCAAGUUGCUAUUGAAGAUGUCGUCGUUAUUGUGCCUUGUGGUCUGCGCAUGCGCUCUGGGGUCCGUGGUGGCUUUCGAGCCGUUAAGACACAAGCACGCUCAUAUUCAUUUCGAGCGAUUCAUUAUAGAACAUGGCCGUCAGUACGCCCACGAAGAAGAAAAACAAAUGCGGUUCGAAAUAUUCAAGGCUAAUCUGGAAAAAGUUAAUCGUUUGAACGAAAACAGCGACACUGCUGUAUACGGAAUAACACAAUUCAUGGAUCUGACUCCCGAAGAAUUUAUUGAGAAACAUACAGGGUUCAAAGGUGAUGGUGCAGUCGCAAAUGAUAAAUGCAGUUAUGUUACUGAUAAGGACAUCCCUGAUGGCGAUGCGCCGGAGUCGUUUGACUGGCGAGAACAUAACGCCGUCACUCCAAUUAAGAACCAAAAAUCCUGUGGUGGAUGUUAUGCUUUUGCCGUCGUUGGUAACGUUGAAUCCCAGUAUGCCAUAAAGCACAAACAAGAGCUGUCGCUAUCAGAGCAACAGAUUAUAGACUGUGAUACAAUAUCUAACGGCUGUGACGGUGGACUCAUGACCGAUGCUAUACAGUCACUCAUUGGACAAGGAGGUUCAGAAAGUAGUCAGGAUUAUCCGUUCGUAGCUCAACAAAACAAGUGCCAGUUCGAUGCCAGCAAAAUUCAGGUUAAGGUGACAGAGUGUCAUGCAUACAACCUAACUUCACAAGAAAAAUUGAAACAACUGCUGUACCAUAACGGACCGAUCGUAAUUGGCGUGCAUGGCAACCCUUUGCAGACUUACCAUGGAGGAAUUAUGAAGGAUCAGGAGUGCGCUUGGGGUCAAUUGAAUCAUGCCGUCCUACUGGUGGGUUAUGGAGAAGAGCACAACGUUCCGUUUUGGGUCGUAAAGAAUUCUUGGGGCACAAAGUAUGGUGAACAGGGAUACUUCCGCGUCGAGAGGGGAGAAGGUCUGGUUUCCUGUGGCAUGCUCAAUAACAAUAUGUGUUCCGCAGUCAUUGCGUAAUGUCUUUCAACAUGAAUGGGAUUCUAUGAGAAACGUUUAUAAUAUGUCACUAUGAAGGCACAUUAUAUUCUCAAUAUCACUUUGGCUUGUAUUUCAUACUGUCUUUUAUACCUAUAUAUUAUGUUCGGCUAUACCUUGGUUUAUUUUCUCUUUGUGUUUAUUAUUAUCGAAUUUAUAGUUCUAAAUUGUUUUA